Messenger RNA from Teleopsis dalmanni, 341 nucleotides. RefSeq names its product glutamine synthetase 2 cytoplasmic-like. The coding region runs from base 129 to 326 and encodes 65 amino acids. Gene Ontology annotation, molecular function: glutamine synthetase activity. The record is from RefSeq and is a predicted model, not a curated record. The transcript has 2 exons. Lineage: Eukaryota; Metazoa; Arthropoda; Insecta; Diptera; Diopsidae.
UUUCAGUAACGAUACCGCCAAAUUCGAAAAUUCGAAAAUAUUACACAUAAUAAAUAAAUACUUGAAAAAAGUAUUUUCUCGUUGCAUUUCAUUUUGAAGUCAUUCCUUAAUAAAACCAAAAUUCAAGUAUGGCGGCUAGAAUUCUAACUGAUUCACCUAAUGCUCAUAUAAACAAAACGAUUCUGGAUCGUUAUUUGGACUUACCUGUUGAGGAGAAUAUUGUACAAGCUACGUACGUUUGGAUCGAUGGCACUGGCGAGGAUCUACGUAGCAAGGAUAGAACCCUAGAAUUCAUUCCAACGAAACCAAGUGGUGAGUACAGUUAAUGUUAUUAUUUUAAG